CCUCACCUUCAAUAAUUAUUUCUAUAAGAAUCUCAGUUCUCAACCACUCUCAUUUCCAUUCAUCUCUCUCCUCUCACUAUUCCCAGGUUAAUUAGGUGUCCUCCCCAACGAUGACGAGGCAGCAGAAGCAGAUCGCUCUGCGCCCCUCGUCAUCGUUGGUGGCGCGGCGUCAGCCGCUCCUGGAGGCCUACGCGCCGCAGGACCGGCUGACGGCGCGUCUGGCGGAGGUCGUGGGCGGCACCACGGCGGAGUGCGCGGCGGUGUGCUGCUGCUGCCCCUGCGGCCUCGUCAACCUCCUCGUGCUCGCCGUGUGCAAGGUGCCCGCGGGGCUCUGCCGCAAGGCGCUGCGCCGGCGCAGGCUCGUGAAGAUGGGGCUGCGGCCGGCGGCGGCGGCCAAGUGCACGUGCGACGAGAAGGACUUUGAGAUUCGGCCCGUCCCCGUCCCAGCCCCUGACUUGUUCGAGUCGGGGCCCGAGAGCAUGGAGGUGAUCGAGCUCGAUAAGGAGAUGUUCGCUCGGUUUUAUGCUGGAGGAUUCUGGCGGAGCUCGUCUGUCAGAAUGUGAUUUCUGCCUAGUGCUCGGAACGGUGGUCUUGCAACAUCGGUUCUAUUUUAUUUAUGCGACAUAUAUAAUGUGGGAUACGUGUGUUACUAUGAAAUAAAAUGGAUCCCAACUUAAUUGAGAUAUGCAUC
Molecule: messenger RNA, 691 nt
Organism: Salvia hispanica
Lineage: Eukaryota; Viridiplantae; Streptophyta; Magnoliopsida; Lamiales; Lamiaceae
Source: RefSeq, a predicted model, not a curated record